AUGGAUUCCGCAGGGGAGGGGACAGAGAGAGGAGAGAGGAAGCUCUCGGCCUGCGACGUGGAAGCCCUGAAGAGGUGUCUGCAAGAGAACAAGGGAGACCACCGGAAGUGCCAGACGCAGGUCGACGCCUUCAAGGUCUCCUGCUCCUCCAAGAAGCCUUCUUCUCCGCAGAAGCAGUCCCGCUGA
Molecule: messenger RNA, 186 nt
Organism: Spirodela intermedia
Lineage: Eukaryota; Viridiplantae; Streptophyta; Magnoliopsida; Alismatales; Araceae
Source: the annotation of a GenBank genome assembly